UCGCAGAUUCGGUGGUCCAAAUGUGGGACGAGGCGGCCGGCAGGUGCGCGCUCCCGUCACCGAGGUGCUGUCUGGGAGUCGAAUUGGACGGGACUGCAGCCCGCCGCGCUUUAUGAGGAGGAGAGUGACUGUCCCGAAUCUCUCAUCAUGGUUGCCCACGAAAAAGUGGCCCACCUCCACCGAGACAACUCCCGCCCGAUAGGUGGCUGCGGUCAUGUCACCUGCCUUGUAGAGAUGUAUUGAUGCACAAGGAGACCACUUUCAGUAUUUUCUGUAAAUGUUAUCUACUGUAUAGCAAAAAGAAAUAGAAGCCAAGCUGCAAAAUGACAGCUACAGUACCUCCAGAAGACAAAUACAAAGCUGUCUGGCUCAUUUUCUUUAUUCUUGGAUUAGGAACACUGCUGCCAUGGAAUUUCUUCAUGACGGCCACCAUGUAUUUCACCGAACGUCUGGCAACUCCUCAGGUUGAGGGGUUAGCUAAUACCACUGCUAAUGGCACCAGUCUCAACUACCUGCAAUCAAAAUUCAGCAAUGUUAUGACACUCUGUGCCAUGGUGCCACUUCUUGUCUUUACCUGCCUCAACUCCUUUCUCCAUCAAAAGAUUCCACAGAAAAUUCGUAUUAUGGGCAGCCUGUUUGUCAUUCUGCUGGUGUUUGUUCUUACAGCGGCGUUUGUCAAGAUUCCCAUUCCUGCAGUUGAAUUCUUCACUUUAACCAUGAUCAAAAUUGUUUGUAUAAAUUCUUUCGGAGCAGUCCUCCAAGGCAGUCUGUUUGGGCUGGCGGGUCUGCUACCUGCGUCUUACACCACUCCUAUAAUGAGUGGACAGGGUUUGGCCGGAACCUUUGCUGCCUUCUCCAUGAUCUGCGCCAUUGCAAGUGGAUCUGAAUUACAGGACAGCGCCUUUGGAUAUUUCAUCACAGCGUGCGUGGUGAUCAUUAUUGCCAUUUUUUCUUAUGUCGCCCUUCCCAAAAUGGAAUUUUGUCAGUAUUAUGCAAAUAAAGACAACAGUCCCUCAGGUGCCAAUAGUGAUAUGGACAACAGGCUGGAUCUACUAAAGAAAGACAAUACCAAUGGGAUUGAGAAAAACAUACCAGAAGAACACAACACACCAACUGUUUCAGUAUUUGCAAUUUUUAAAAAGAUCUGGGUAAUGGCCCUUUCAGUGUGUUUUGUGUUCACAGUUACUAUUGGGGUUUUUCCUGCAGUCACAGUGGAUGUCAAGUCCAGCAGUGAAGAAAAUAGCACUUGGAGUAAAUAUUUCAUCCCAGUUUCUUGCUUCCUGUUGUUCAACUUGUGUGACUGGGCUGGAAGAAGCCUCACUGCUUUCGUCUUGUGGCCAGGAAAGGACAGCCUGCUGUUGCCCAUCAUGGUCAUUGGAAGGGUGGUCUUUAUUCCCUUGUUUAUGUUGUGCAAUGUGUUGCCAAGAAGUCAUCUACCUGUUUUCUUCUUACAUGACGCCUGGUAUAUUAUCUUCAUGAUCCUCUUUGCCUCAACCAAUGGAUAUCUGGCCAGCCUCUGCAUGUGCUAUGGACCAAAGAAAGUGUCAUCGCAUGAGGGGGAAACUGCUGGUGCAAUCAUGGCCUUCUUCUUAUCUCUAGGGUUGGCACUGGGAGCUGCAACAUCUUUCCUCUUCCGUGCAGUAGUAUAACUGGAAUUUCUUCAAGUCUGAAGAGAACAGGACAUUUCGUGUUUCUACUCAUCAUCACCAAACGAGGCCCUUAAAUUAUAGUUUGAUGGAUUGACACAAUUUUUUUUUUUUUUUUUUAAUAUCACUUUCGAUUAGGGCACAGUGGCAGACACUACUGCCUUAACACUCCUAGCACCUGGGUUAGAAAACUGUCUCCGUGACUAAAUGUAUGGAGUUUGCAUGUUCUCCCUGUACUCACAUAGGGUUCCUCCCUCCUCUCAAAGCUGUGCAGGUUAGGUUAACUGACAAUCUGAAAUUAGCCCUGAGUGACUGUGGGUGUAAGCACAAGUGAGCCCUACAGUGGACUCAUACUCAGUAUAGCACCGGUUCCCAUAAUGCACCCAGUCCAGCUGAGACAGGCUAUGUCAGCUCUCGAAUUUGUGUUGGAACGAGUGAAGGAAUAGAUUAUGUUAGUGUGGCACACUGUGCUUAGCACUGCUACCUUACAGCUUAAGGAGUCAGGUUUAAACCCAGGCCUGUUUAUUAUCUGUAUGUUGUCUGUUGCUUCCCCAGGUCCCCCCACAUCCUAUAGACAUGUUGGUUCUGUUAAUUGGUAAACCUAAAUUAUCCCAGUGUGUGUGUGUGUGUGUGUGUGUGUGUCCAGUUGACAGACUGAUAGCUCAUCCGGGGCUUGUUCUUGCCUUGUGCCUAGUCAGAAUAGGCCUUGACCAGUUGCAAUCCCAUAUUGGAAAAAUAGUGUUUGAAAACAUGCCUGUUAGCCACUCUCUUUCUGAAGAACUGUAGAGCACAUGGAAGUGCAGUCAAUUUCUAAAUGGAAAAAAGAGUCACAUCUUACAGGAAACUGAAGUACCUGAGGUCAGGGUGUCUUCUACUCAUUCAUAUGCAUUUCCUGAUUGUCUUCUUGAAACAUAAUCUAAGAGUUUUCAAGCUGGAAUUACUUCUCUUCUCAUUUAUAACCACAAAAACUAUUAGAAAUCUCCUUGUCUUGUUCAUAUAGAAAAAAUAUGAAUUGUGUUUAGGAUGUGUUAAAGCUCUGUUGUGAACCAUGUCUUAUUGACAGUUCCUUCCCGACACCUUUUCUACUUUAUCGUUUGUUCCAGCUAUUUGGCUACAUCUUCAUAUUCAUAACCACAAAGCAAGCAAUCGGUGAAUGGGUGUCCCACAGGCCGGCGGGUAUCACUGCACGGCGCAGACGGAAGGUCUUCAUUAUAGCAGGUCACUUUACCGUCCUCUUGUUUACAACUGUUAUUUGAAAGUUAGAUAGCCAACUACUGUUGUAAAUUCUGUGUGCUCUUCACUGGUUAACAGUCCAUUUAGAAUGAAAUUCAGCACUCAGGCUCUGAGAAAUUCUGUCCUAGAGAUGGAGAGGUUCCAAAAAGGAAGAGCAAAAGGAGCAACUGGUGUUAUUUGAUAGAUUUCUUUUUAUAAAGCUUACUUUAUGUGAGCCAAUGUGCAGCUUAGUAUGUACAUACUUAGAAAGGUCUGUGCCAUUUAUGUACCUUUAGUGUAUUAUAUUUUUCUCAAACUGUUUGUAUACUUUAAAAGAAGGACAAAAUUUACAGAUUGAAAUUGUGAGAAUAUUAUAGUAGCAAUUCUUUUGGGUAAGUGUGAGGAAAGUAGAAUGUAUUACAGUAUUAAGAGGUUUAUAAUUCAAUGUAUAGCGAUUGUGUUAGUUGGUAACAAAGUAUUUAGUCAAUAGGGAAAACUUACCCUUUUUCUGAAAGAAUGCCAGCCAAUAAAUAAAAUUAGUUUGAAAAACCAUUAUAGGAAUUCAUAAUAUUUAGCAAUGUGCCUGUAUUCUUUGAGAAGGAACUUGUAGGCUUACAGCUUUUUAUAUUUGAAUGUAAAAUAUAAGUGCUGUACUAUAAAUAAGAAUAACAAUUUUAUUUUUGAAAGCA
Molecule: messenger RNA, 3547 nt
Organism: Erpetoichthys calabaricus (reedfish)
Lineage: Eukaryota; Metazoa; Chordata; Cladistia; Polypteriformes; Polypteridae
Gene: slc29a1a
Product: solute carrier family 29 member 1a
Exons: 14
Coding region: 324-1649 (441 amino acids)
Biological process (GO): uridine transmembrane transport; nucleoside transmembrane transport
Cellular component (GO): plasma membrane
Molecular function (GO): nucleoside transmembrane transporter activity
Source: RefSeq, a predicted model, not a curated record